AUGAGGACUUGUGGUGGAAUGAAAACUGGAGGUAUGGAUAUGGAAAUGGGUGUGAUGGAUGAGAGUGGGUAUGAAGGGUAUUGGUCAUGUAUGCAUGGUUCCAUGCAUGCGUCUAGGAGAGGGAUAGGAAAUGGAGUAUACCAGGGAAUGUAUGGAAACCUGAGCAAGGGGGAUGUUGAGGGAAAAUGGAAACGAGAGCACGCUCUAAGGGUUUUCAUAUUUCAAAAAACCCUAGCUUGGUUCCGAUUCUAUGCUGGUUACAAGAUUUCCUUGCACUGGUUCAAGAACUGGCAAGAACAGAGAAGGCAUAAACUGACUGCAAGCACUUUUGGUGGGGCUGUUGGUUUUUGGCCUCGCCGAAGAGUCCAGCUCUGGUUAGAAAAGUUGGGGGCAACUAAGCCAUUCAGAGGCAACCUAGCUACUUGUUGGAGUAACAUUAAAGAAGAGGAAGCACUUGAAAGGUACAAGCUGAUAACAGGAAAUACUGUCCUGUUUCCUGAAUUUCAGAUCUAUGGUAAGAAAGAUCCAGAGGACAAUUGGCUUGCAGCUUCACCAGAUGGGAUAGUUGACAGUCUUGUCUAUGGAUUACAUUCCAGAGGAGUGCUGGAGAUAAAGUGCCCUUUUUUUAAUGGAGAUAAGAGCAUAGCUUCACCUUGGUCUCGAGUUCCCCUUUAUUAUAUUCCCCAAGCUCAAGGUUUAAUGGAGAUAAUGGAUAGGGAUUGGAUGGAUUUCUAUGUUUGGACCCUUAAAGGAAGCAGUUUAUUCCGGUUAUACCGGGAUGCAGAAUAUUGGGAUGUUCUCAAAAUAGCUUUAUCCGACUUCUGGUUUAAGCAUGUGCUGCCAGCCAGAGAGUUGUGCAGUAAACAUGCGAUCAAUAAUCCUCUCACUGAAUUGCGAUCACUCAAGCCAGAACCGAGACAUGAAUUAUGUAGAUACAUUGUUUAUGAAAGUAAACGCAUUGUUGAUGACUCCAAAUUAUUGAUGCGAGAAAUUCAUGGGAAAUUGCAAAAUUGAUGCAUAAAUGAUAUUUCAUUGGGUUUGGUUUUGAUUAAAAGGGGAUAUCCAGAAUUCAGAUUGGAGGAGACUGUAGAGGAGAAAUCCAGUGGACCAAUUUUGGGCUUUUAAUUGGUGCAGUCUGAAGCUUGGAAUUGGUCCCGAGUAAUUGAGUAUCAUUGUUGUGUAAGUAAAAAUAAAUCAUUGGAACUGUUGUUUGACUGAGUUAUAAAGAUGAUAUAUCGCCAGAAACAAAAUCCUGAUGCUGCUGGAAAGAGUGGAGAAAUACUCUCCAUAUGGGUUAAAAGAGGAUGAAUUGACUUCACUCUCUAUAGUUUCUCCGAUUUAUGCAACAGCUUCUCCUUCCCAAUAGAAGUGAUAACACACAAGGAAGCCUUAAAUCUAUGAUCUUCAUCAUUGGCAAGACUCCAGGAGCUGAGUUUUUGAUAAAUGUCUGGAGUACUACAGUGGAUUUAAGUGGGAAAUUUUAACUGGAUGUGGGAACACACUUGGAACAAUCUGUGGAUGCCCUUAUUAUCAAAUGUACUGUCAUAUCAUUUAUUUUCAGUUGAGCUAAGUUUGAACCUUUGGGAUGCUUGUGCAAUGUGAUGCAGUAUGAGCUCAAAUUUCUCCAUCAAGCCUUGACCUUGCAGUUACUCAAACACUGGACUCAGAUGAAACUGGAAGGACAUGUUGUAUGUUCAAAGUCUACCUAGAAACUCUUGUUAAUUCUUCCGACUCCAGGGAAGUGGGAUCGCACUUGGAACAAUCUGUGGAUGCCCUUAUUAUCAAAUGUACUGUCAUUUUGUUUAUUUUCAGUUGAGGUAAGUUGGAACCUUUGGGAUGCC
Messenger RNA from Vitis riparia (riverbank grape), 1841 nucleotides. RefSeq lists its product as uncharacterized. Bases 1 to 1014 code for a protein of 337 amino acids. NCBI's taxonomy places the organism in Eukaryota, Viridiplantae, Streptophyta, Magnoliopsida, Vitales, Vitaceae. The record is from RefSeq and is a predicted model, not a curated record. The transcript has 4 exons.